Triticum urartu is the source of this 519-nucleotide messenger RNA. NCBI's taxonomy places the organism in Eukaryota, Viridiplantae, Streptophyta, Magnoliopsida, Poales, Poaceae. The record is from RefSeq and is a predicted model, not a curated record.
AUGGCUUCCUCGCGCUCCAGCGCUUUUCGGGACGGGCGGGCGACGGGCAACAAGGAGAUAGCAGCCAUUUCUGCCGACCGGCUGGCCGGCAGGAAGCCGGAGGACGACAGCGUCCCAAUGGAGAACAUGAGCUUUGUGAUGAACUAUAAUAUGCAAGGGAUGAAUAAGACGAUUCCUGAGCUCUUCGCAAUGCUAAAGGCUGCGGAGGUAGAAAUCAAGAAGGAGCAUCAAGUGUUGAUGGUCAACAAGACCACCAGUUUCAAGAAAAAGGGUAAAGGGAAGAAGGGGAACUUCAAGAAGAAGGGGAACUUCAAGAAGAACGGCAAGCAUGUUGCUGCCCAAGUGAAGAAGCCCAAGUCUGGACCUAAGCCUGGGACUGAGUGCUUCUACUGCAAAGGGACUGGUCACUGGAAGCGGAACUGCCCCAAGUAUUUGGCGGAUAAGAAGGAUGGCAAGGUGAACAAAGGUAUAUGUGAUAUACAUGUUAUUGAUGUGUACCUUACUAAUGCUCGCGGUAGC